AUGGCCCCAGGUCUCAUGUCCUCCCAAGGCAAAGGCGUCUACAACGCCCAAGCGGUCGAAAACAAAUCCGCCGCCCUCGCCAACGCUAGCGACAAAGAGGGUCUCGGAGGCGGUAGAACCUUCCAAGGUCAAUCCCAACUUCCUCAUCUUCCCAUCCCCACCCUCGAAGAAACAUGCGAACGAUACCUCUCCUCCCUCCAGCCCCUUCAGUCUCCCGAUCAGCAUGCUACCACCAAGCAUGUCGUUGAAGAGUUCCUCAAGAAUGACGGUCCGAUCAUCCAAAAGCAGCUGCAGGAAUAUGCUAGUACACGAGCAAGCUACAUUGAGGAGUUCUGGGAUGAAUCUUAUCUUCAGGCGUCGGAUUCGGUCGUCUUGAACCUCAACCCGUUCUUUAUAUUAGAGGAUGAUCCGACUCCGACGAGAGGUAACCAGUUGAUGAGGACUGCCAACUUGAUCCUGGCGAGUCUGGCAUUCAUCCAUGAUCUGCGAACGGGUGUGUUGGAGCCGGAUAGUGUUAGAGGUACACCGCUGGAUAUGUUCCAGUACACUAGACUAUUCGCUACUUCCCGUAUUCCAACAGCGAAUGGGUGCAGGAUGCAAGUCGAGCCGGAGUCGAGACAUAUUGUUGUCAUGCGUAGGGGACAAAUCUACUGGUUUGAGGCCCUCGAUGAAGAACACCGUCCAUUGCUCACCGAACGUGCUAUGCUUGGCAACCUGCAAGCUAUUAUGCGCGAUGCAGACAAGGUCAAAGUCGAAGACGUCGCCAAAGGCUCUGUCGGCAUCCUUACCACCGAAAAGCGUCCCAUCUGGUCCAUGUACCGAGAGCAUCUCCGCGAAGACAGCCACAACCGCAAAUGCUUGGAAGUCGUCGAUACCGCCCUCUUUGUCGUUUGCAUGGACGAUUCCGAACCAGCCGACGCCGCCGAGUUGAGCAACAACAUGCUCUGCGGUACCUACAAGCUUCAACGCGGUGUUCAGUCCGGUACUUGCACCAACCGAUGGUACGACAAGCUCCAGAUCAUUGUCUGUGCCAACGGUGCUGCGGGUAUCAACUUUGAACAUACUGGCGUGGAUGGUCAUACUGUAUUGCGAUACGCUGCGGACGUGUAUACCGAAUUGAUCAUGCGAUUUGCUAAAUCGAUCAACUCGGCGACCAAGUCUCUAUUCAAGGCUAAGACGAGCCCUUUUGCGAAAGGUGCAGGCAAGAAAGCGAACGGAACCACCAGCGAAAUCGACGCGUGUAAGGCACAGGAUGUCGACCAGGCUACCGCGCCCAAGAAGCUCGAAUGGAACUUGACUAGCAAGUUGGCAGAUGGGAUCAAAUACGGAGAAACGAGGUUGUCGGAUUUGAUCUGUCAGAACGAGUGUCAGGUGUUGGAGUUCGAUACGUAUGGUAAGAACUUUAUUACCAGGCAUCGGUUCAGUCCUGAUGCAUACGUACAAAUGGCUUUCCAGGCUGCGUAUUACACGCUGUAUGGAAGGUGCGAGACGACGUACGAGCCUGCAAUGACGAAAGCCUUCUUGCAUGGUCGUACGGAGGCUAUUCGAACCGUGCAGCCCCACUCGGCCAAGUUUGUGGAGACGUAUAUCUCUUCAGACGCAAAGGUGGAGGCAAAACUCGAUGCGUUGCGCGAGGCAUGUGAUGGACACUCGAAGCUCAGUAAGGCUUGUGCUAGUGGUAAAGGUCACGAUCGACACCUCUACGCGCUGUACAACCUGUGGAAGAAGCUUCAAGCUGAAUCCUCGCCCGGCUCUGCCAAGACCGACCCUCCUGCUAUCUUCACCGACGCAGGCUAUGCAAAGCUGAACAACACCAUCGUUUCUACUUCUAACUGCGGUAACCCCGCUCUCCGCAUGUUCGGUUUCGGCCCUGUCGUCCCAGACGGCUUCGGUAUCGGCUACAUCAUCAAAGACGACGGCAUUACCGUCUGUGCUUCUUCCAAACAUCUCCAGACUAAGCGGUUCCUGGAUACGCUCGAAGCGUAUUUGUUGGACACACAAAGCAUGAUCAUCGAGACGUACAAAGCGGCAAAUGUACGCGCGAAGAGUACCUACAUCGACCAUGCAGGUGUAGAGUGCGACGUUAGGACUGGUCUGCCGAUCGGUAGCAAGAGCAAUGGUUACAGUCAGGACUAUGACGAUGUGGUCGGACAGGGACAUCAGAUUGGGCAAUCGGGCUACUCGUUCUUUGGUGACGAUGCAAAGUUGGCAGCUAGUAAAGAGAUGGAGAGGAGUGAAAGUGGUGGUGAGGUUAGGAGGAAGAGGUUAGCUAGUAUCGGGAAGACAAUUCUGUAUGAUGAGUACAACUAA
Messenger RNA from Ustilago hordei, 2310 nucleotides. RefSeq lists its product as uncharacterized. NCBI's taxonomy places the organism in Eukaryota, Fungi, Basidiomycota, Ustilaginomycetes, Ustilaginales, Ustilaginaceae. Gene Ontology annotation, biological process: carnitine metabolic process. The transcript has a single exon. Gene Ontology annotation, molecular function: carnitine O-acetyltransferase activity. The record is from RefSeq and is a predicted model, not a curated record. Bases 1 to 2310 code for a protein of 769 amino acids. Gene Ontology annotation, cellular component: mitochondrion.